Molecule: messenger RNA, 1953 nt
Organism: Lachancea nothofagi CBS 11611
Lineage: Eukaryota; Fungi; Ascomycota; Saccharomycetes; Saccharomycetales; Saccharomycetaceae
Source: the annotation of a GenBank genome assembly
AUGUCCAACCCGAUUGAUUUCCUUGGCGGUUUUGUCAAGGGAACAAAGAUCAUGAUGGCCAGUGGGGAAAGAAAAAGUGUUGACGGCAUUAAAGUCGGGGAUUUUGUCAUGAAAGAAGAUGGCACACCCGUGCAAGUAGUCGCUACACCGAGUAAAGUCACCGACACAAUAACAAUUCAUCAAGCUACAAACCAUACUGCUCAUCUUAAAGAUCCGACUCGCUCACCUCCGUGGGGAGUUUUCGGGUUCACAUGUGCCAAGCGUCAGUCUUUAAAGUUUGAGACAUAUCAAGUCAAGAAGGAUUCGUACAGAUCUAAUGGCAAAAGAGUUAUUAGUAUCCAUCAAUUGACAGCAACUCAAACCAGGGAUGGCAGAGAGAUUGUAGUUGUAAAGAAUAAGGACAAGCUAUACAAGCAUGCUGGCGAUGAGGAAGCUGCAAAUGAGUACAUCAGUAAGGUAAUGGGCCCAUACCCUUACCGUAUAAUAGAUUGGGAGUGUGAAGUUGGGGAUUUGGAUUAUCUCACUGGGGGGCCUCGCACUUCGACUGACUUGAGUUUUUACCCGCUAAAUUUUGAGAAUCCAGUUUUGUUACCUUGGUUAGAAAAUCAUUUUAGUCGUGCGGUCUCGACCAAAGAAAUAGAAGGAAUGUCAUGGUUGCUUGGGUUCUGGGUUGGCGAUGGGUACCGAAGAGGCCCGAUUUUUGCUUUACACAAUGAAGACAAUGACGUCAAUGGUCGUUUGAGAAGAAAUGGUGCACUCUGGGGCAUGGAUUUGAUUAUCAAAAAAGUUGGACCGGAAUCCAGUAAAAAAGCAACAGGGUACUUGCACACAUAUACUGGAACAUUGCGUAAUUUGUAUCAUAAGAGUCCAAUUUGCGAGGUUCUAUCUGGAUUAGGAUUUUGGGAAAACGGGCGUAGAGGCGCUGCAAAGAGGGUUCCUAUGUUUUUGAGUACUGACCAGGUAAUUGUCCGCGAAGCGUUUCUGGCUGGACUGAUCGAUUCUGAUGGGUGUUGUCGAAUCCAGAACAAUUGUCUAAGAGCUAAAAUAGUUACUGCGUUGCCUCCUGUGCGUGAUGCUAUAAGUGCUAUUGGGCGCUCAUUAGGUUUAAACGUCACGGUAUACUUUUAUCAUGAACGAAUCCAUAAACUUGGUUACCAUGAAAGCGAUGCGUGGACUUUUAAUCUUUUCGGAGGCCCUAACCUUGAGAUUUUGCAAUCCAUCCUUAACAGGUGCUCUUGCGAAAGGAAAAGGGAUCCCCCCAUUCAGUAUGAAAAGGCUAGCGAAGAGUUUGAAAGUCAGGAAGAUCGUAGUUCUCGCAUCCGCAAAGAAAUGUUGGCGGAAGAAGAUUCGGAGGAAGGAAACGAUGAUACAGAUGAUACUGAGGAUGCGCUGCUUUCGGAAAUAGAUGAAAUGUCACUUGUAGAGGCUAAAGACCUGAAAGUCGAAACCCCAGACACAUAUUUUGAUGGACAGCAAGGAGACGAGCACAAGGAUAUUGUUUUAAAUCCUAACAGAGUUAGAUUCACUACCGAAGAUUGUGGUGAAAAAGAAGUUUUCGGGUUAAUUUGCUCGACCAAGACCAAUCUCUUGACUGGAGACCAAAUUGUUGUUGGGAGCUCGAGGUAUGUUACAGGGGAAACAACAUCACGGCCGGAGUUUGCUAUAACUUGCUUAUCGUGCAAAUGCAAGAAUACCAUAGUGUGGUGUCGAGUGCCAUGGGAUAGAGCUGGAUGCCAUCGGGUUUGUCACCCAUGUGCACGAGCUUACACACGAUCGAAGCUGAAGUGCUACAAAACAACAUGCAAUCACAUACUAAAACCUUGCAUUUUCAAUCUUUUCCGUAGUCGUGAUCUUGAAAAGAGAACACGCAUUAAUGCGGAUGGUACGUCCUUGGAAGGGUAUCCUUGCAAGAAAUGCGUCGGCGGAAUAUACGUUUCCAAUUCUCGAGAUUAA